AUGGAUUUAGCAAUUAGGCGCUUCCUUGCUUUUGAAAGGAAGCUUCAAAAACAACAAGACCUGAAGAAGCAGUACACAGAAUUCAUCAGACAAUACGCUUCUCUGGGUCACAUGGAGGAAGUCAAGUCUCCAAUUCCAGAGGUUAACUUUUUUCUUCCCCACAAUUGUGUCCUCAAGCCAUCUAGCAGCAGUACCAAACUCAGAGUUGUGUUCGAUGCUUCAGUAAAGACAUCGAAUAGCAUUUCACUCAACGACAUCAUGCUCAAGGGUUCUACAAUGCAAGAUGACCUAUUUUCAAUCCUUCUACGAUUCAGAAAACAUAAGUUUGCCUUCUCAGCGCCAGGUAAAUUUCAGCACAGAGGACAGUUAUCUACAACCCCUGAUGAAGACCUGAGGUACUAUCGCGUGAAGGCAGUUACUUAUGGUACAACGGGCGCACCUUAUCUAGCAACACGAUGUUUGGUAGAAUUGGCAAAUACAUCACAUCCACUUGCAUCGAGCGCAAUCAAGGAUUUCUACGUGGACGAUGUCAUGAAAGGAAGCAACAACCUCAAGGAAGCUGUAAAAAUUCAGGAUGAGUUAAAAACAUUGUUGCAGUCAGUUGGGUUCAACCUCGACAGAGAAGUGGAGCUUGCUGUCGACGAGUCAACGGAUGAAGGCGUGAAAACGUUAGGGUUAACCUGGAACCCCAAGUUAGAUCAUUUUCGCAUAACCACCGUUUGGAACGAGCCAACCAAGGUAACAAGACGGACGGUUUUGAGUGAUACAUCACGAUUAUUCGACCCAUUAGGAUUUGUCAAUCCAGCAAUUACACUGGACAAAAUAUUUCUACUGGAAUUGUGGGCACUAAAACUUGAUUGGGAUGAAGCCAUACCAAUGGGACUUCACACUCGGUGGCUUCAAUUCCGCCUGGAACUUGCAGAUCUUAACAGAAUUCGAAUACCCAGAUAUUUGGAAACGAAAAAUGCCACAGUCAGUCUACACGCUUUCUCCGAUGCUAGUGAAAGGGCGUACGGUGUGGUAAUAUAUCUACGCAGUAUAAAUAACCGUGGAGAUAUAAAGGUGAGACUUCUCUCUUCCAAGUCGAGUGGCUCCAGUGAAAACUAUCACUCUACCAAGACUGGAAUUAUGUGCAGCAACUCUUAUGGCUCGUCUAACAGAUCGUGUAACAAAAAUCCUCAACAUGGUCAUCGGCAGCAUACACUAUUGGACAGAUUCGCAGAUCAUCUUAGCUUGGACGCAAUCCAGGCCCUCAUCGUUUCACACCUUUGUGGCAAACAGAAUUUCAUCAAUACAAGAGUUAACAAAUACUGGCGAUAUGUGAAUACGAAACACAAUCCUGCUGACUUGGUAUCCAGAGGUGCCCGACCUAGUGAACUCAUCAAUUCAAAAAUAUGGUUUCAGGGCCCCGAAUUUCUUUCACAACCAGAGAUUAGCUGGCUAUGUGAAGUUAUCAAAGAACCAAAGGAUCUUCUAGAGCAAAAAACAAUUCGUACGGUCCUCGCAACUAGCGCUGUUACCGAUCACUUUAUCGACAGGAUCGACCACCGAAAUUCCUUCACCUAUCUGAAACGAAUCAUUGCAACAGUCCUACGAGCAAUCGAAUGCUUCAAGGAAAAGAGGGUGGGUCAUAGGUUUCUUUCAGUCGCAGAAUUAGAGGAAGCACUGACACUCAUUAUAAGGUACAUGCAAGUAAAGGAAUUCAAGGCUGAAAUCAAACAAUUACGACGGGAACGGUCAAUCGAUUCAAAGAAUAAACUCACUAAACUCACACCGUUCUUGGACAAUAACUCCAUCAUUACAGUUGGAGGAAGACUACAAAACGCCACUAUACCAUACACUGCAAAACAUCCUGCAAUCUUACCUACUUCGAAUCCAUUUACCAAGCUUUUACUUCUCGAUCUCCACAAGGAUAACUUACACAUUGCAACUCAAGCUUUGCGAGCAACAGCACGGCAACAAUUUUAG
This is a messenger RNA of Hermetia illucens (black soldier fly), 1968 nucleotides long. RefSeq lists its product as uncharacterized. Lineage: Eukaryota; Metazoa; Arthropoda; Insecta; Diptera; Stratiomyidae. The coding region runs from base 1 to 1968 and encodes 655 amino acids. The record is from RefSeq and is a predicted model, not a curated record. The transcript has 2 exons.